Letharia columbiana is the source of this 189-nucleotide messenger RNA. RefSeq lists its product as uncharacterized. The record is from RefSeq and is a predicted model, not a curated record. Bases 1 to 189 code for a protein of 62 amino acids. The transcript is spliced from 3 exons. Lineage: Eukaryota; Fungi; Ascomycota; Lecanoromycetes; Lecanorales; Parmeliaceae.
AUGGUCUACGAUACUAUUGAUUCCUAUCGCCUAAACCAGUCAAUCGUCGAAGGCUAUUUGAGAAGGCUAUUCGGCAACUACAAGUUCUAUGUCGAGCACGUCAACGACACCUAUAGGUUCUGGAUUGCAAGACCUUUAUCAAGCUCUGAAAAAAAGGAAAUUAUUGCGCUGCGAAUUCAAGACGACUGA